CCUCCUCUUUUUCAGACUUACAUAUCUGGGCUGUUGAAAUGGGCAUUGGAUGAAGCUUGAUGUUUAUUCCUGACUAUAGUUCGGGUGCAAACGCCGUUUGGGUUUUUGGUUUUCUUCUCCGGGGAGGCUGCCCGAAGCAGGUUGCGAUCUGUUGACUUGCCGUAGGACGUUUUGAUCGUCACGAAAGAUGGUGAGUAGUUGGUUUGCUAGUCAAAUUGUGGUCUGUCUAUGGCGGCGGUUCAUAGCCAUACGGUCCUAUUUGCCGUGCUUUCCGCGGAUGCAUUCGUUGGAACCAACCCGUCUCAGAUAUUCAAUGUCGGAGCUUUCUGCGAUAUACCGUUCCCGAGAUCCAUCUCAAGUUUUUCUUCCUUUUUGGCGUCAAGGGGUUCGUUCCUGUUCGAUAUGCGAGUGAUUUCUAGAGGAUUGCCAAAAGGGCGAAGAGCGCGAAAAAAGGUUGAGUGAACGGGCAGUUGGUUGAGCUAGGCGUCGAACCCGACUCUCGAGCUUCGAUGUGUGCGAGUGGUUAGAGAGCGUGCAUUAGUGUGACUAUGACGAAGUUUCCGAGAGUCAAUUGAUCUUGUGGGUGCAUCUCAUUCUCCGCUCCGUUUGAUGAUGUUGAGCAGCUCAGACGUUGGAUGGGAUGUUAAGGGUCAUAGCUGGAUAAGGUGCAUGGGGACUGAGGUAUGCGGAAGAAUGUGCCCUCUUCCACAGUGAUUGUCGCAGUUCCUUCCAUCUACAAGAUGCUCUCGACCGGGCACUCAUUGACAGGCAAGUGCUUAUCAAGGUAGGGAAGCACUGAGAAGGCAUCUUGCCUUGCUCGGAUCAGCUCCUCUUCGACACCUUGGAAACUCGCUGGGAGGUUGCAUAAGUUGCGGUUUCCAGCGACAUCUGCGUGUAAGGUACCUUGCAUUCCCAUGGCUUGCA
Messenger RNA from Colletotrichum acutatum, 924 nucleotides. RefSeq lists its product as uncharacterized. The transcript has a single exon. NCBI's taxonomy places the organism in Eukaryota, Fungi, Ascomycota, Sordariomycetes, Glomerellales, Glomerellaceae. The record is from RefSeq and is a predicted model, not a curated record. The coding region runs from base 229 to 462 and encodes 77 amino acids.